Molecule: messenger RNA, 1534 nt
Organism: Leptidea sinapis
Lineage: Eukaryota; Metazoa; Arthropoda; Insecta; Lepidoptera; Pieridae
Product: multiple inositol polyphosphate phosphatase 1-like
Exons: 9
Coding region: 102-1397 (431 amino acids)
Molecular function (GO): inositol phosphate phosphatase activity; acid phosphatase activity
Source: RefSeq, a predicted model, not a curated record
AAAACUUCAAAGAAUGUAGAUAAACAAAGUACAAACAUGAAAUAAUCUAAAUCUUAACAAAAAAUAUAAAUUUUCUUAAUCGGAACCCAAAUAAUAAUACAAUGAAUAUCAAUUUAUUAAAGUUUGUGUUUAUGUACUUGUUAAUUACCUGUGCCUUAAAUAUUUCCUGUAUUAAGCCGGACGAUAUACGCAAUUAUUUGGCGACUCGUACACCUUACCGUUUCAAACAUAAUAAAAACGACACUAGAUUAAACUUUUUAAGUUGUAAGGAGCGAAAAAUCUGGAUGUUGGUGCGUCAUGGAUCCCGAUUGCCAAGUGCAAAAGAUAUAGUAGGUGCACAAACAUAUUUAAAGGAUUUGAAGUAUGAAAUUUUAAUGCAACAUAGAAAUGGUAGAGGAGAAUUAAAUGAAGAACAGUUAAGGAGACUAGGGGGAUGGACAUGUGAUAUGCAAGUUGAAAAUCAGAAGUAUCUGACACUUGAAGGACAAGAUGAAAUGAUAUUACUUGCAGAGAGGAUGCAAAAAAGGUUACCGAAAAUAAUAAAACAUGAAUACCAAAAUCAAACAUUCCAGUUCCGGUACACUCCCACUCAACGUACACAACAAAGUGCGAGAUACUUUGCGCUUGGUUUGUUCGACAAAAAAAUAGCCCAAGAUGUUGUUUUUGAACCCGCCGUCAAAGUUGAUACAACUUUACGUUUUUACAAGCAUUGUGACAGGUGGCAAAAGCAAGUAAAGAAAAACCCUGAAACUUAUAAAGAGCAAAUGCUUUAUGGAAACAGUAGAGAAAUGAACGAUACCUUGGAAAUUGUUUCGAGAAAGUUGGGCUUUGAUAGGGUUUUAAGCUUGGAUAUUGUGGCACUGAUGUAUAGAAUAUGUGGCUUUGAAACAUCACAGCACAAACACUCUACUUCACCAUGGUGCUAUGGAUUUGAUGAGAGAAGCAUUAGGAGGCUGGAAUAUUAUUACGACUUAAAACAUUACUGGCUCGACGGGUACGGGCAUGAGUUAACGUACCGGCCUGCUUGCAUGCUGAUGAAGCAUUUAGUUGACAACAUGAGAACGCAGCGUCGAAAUGCGACAUUUUUGUUCGCCCAUUCCGGAACACUGCUAAAGCUAUUGACACACCUACAGCUGUACAAGCCAAAUUCUCAUUUGCGAGGACAUUCCAUAGAUGAUGAUAGGACAUUUAGAGUUUCCGACAUCGAUUGCUUUGCGUCUAAUAUAGCAUUCAUCUUGUACAAAUGCAAAGACGGUGAUAAGUUGUUGACUCUACACCAGGAAAAAGUCGUAAGGCUUCCGAUGUGUGAUGAAGAACUGUGCCCUUUGGAUCAUCUCAUAGAUUAUUAUAAACACACCAUAGACAAUUGUAUUUAUGAAGAUAUAUGUAAAUUGUAAAUAGUCUAUCGACACUAUAAAAUUGUUUGUUUUCCUUUGUUUUAUAAAUUUCUCGUUUGUUAUUAUGUAGCUCUUAAAAUCGACUGACUGCUGUUACGUAUGACAAGAAAUAAAUUCAUUAAACAGAUCUCAAUUAA